AGGCUGAGAUUGCCCGCGUUCAGAGCUUUCUCUUACGUCUCAUAUUCGACAAGGCAGGGUGAUAAGGCAGUUUCAUCUCGCCCUUUUCCUUUACCUAACAGAACGCUCCGCCGGGAACGAUACCUUUCUAAUCCGGUUGCGUAUCAGCCGUUCAACUUCCCUCUCAACCUUCCAUCCUCCUUCUAAUCCCCGAGCCUCGCGCCUCCGGACCACACCGUCCUAGGUACCGUCUCCAAACGCUCCAAGUUGCAAAAAUGGGCCAGCUCAUCCACCUCCCGGGCCUCAAAUUCCACCUCUUUGAGCUCCGUGGCAUCCUGAAAUGCUCUUCCGUGCGAGAAGGCAAGCUCCCGCGAGAAUACGAGUUCUCCGACUCCGACGUCGAGACCGACGACUCAGACAGCGGCAGCAACGGUGCCCCUCCGAAGCGCUGGGAUGGUGUCGAGGCCAGUGCUGUGGGCCUUCAGAUGCGGCUCUUCAAGAAUGAUAGCAGGCUGGAGAUGGAGUUUGAAGGGAAGGAUGGCAGUUCUGCUGCCUGGGUGUUCAGCGGGAUGGAGCAGGUGGGUGGGAGGGCGAUGUAUGCCAGUAUGGGGGUGCAGACCCUUGCUGUGGCGACGAAAGAGCAGGGGAUGCAGACCGCGGUUCGGGGGCUGAAGGAUGCGGGAAGCCAGGUUGAAGUCCUGGGAACGAUGCGAGACAAGAGCAUGCAGACGGAGGGAUGCUGGGAAGAAGCGGAGAAGCAGAGCAAGGUGAUCCACGAACGAGCUACGACGUCCGGCGCCCUCGUCGACACGGGAAUCCAGAACGAUGAUGAUGCCGCCGCACUCGAGCCGGACAACAACGCACAACUAGUGACCGGGACAAAGCGCAAACGCUUGUCCAGCCCAGCACCGCCAGACAAGAGAGCACGCAGCACGCACACGUCCGCCCCAUGGCCACGCCACCUCUACGCGGAAGGCUACCGCUCGGCGCCGCAGUUCAAAGGCGACAUCGGAAAGCUGCACAUCGACCUCGGCAACGCGACGGUGUGGUACGAAGGCUGGUACGGGAAAGAGCACAUGCGGUGCAAGGAGAAGAAGCAGGUCGACCUGCGCGAGCGACUGACCAAAGUCCUCUACAACCCGCUCGACAGCCGCGGCUUCGAAGGCUACGCCCACAUCCUCGGGCUCAUCAAACCGGCGAAAAAUUAUGGAGUAGCCAGGAUCUUCGAGAUGCACUGCGGCGCGCCCAAGCUGAAGAUCUGGGGCAAGCACUCCGCCACGGACAGUUCAUCGGAGAACAUACCGUUCAGAGAUCCCGCUAUCAUCGUCGAUGCGCUUGUGCACUGCAUUGAUGUCACAUCCGGCCGAGAAGCCGUGCAUAACCCCGAAGCGGAUUACAAUCUCGAAACGAGCAUGGAGGAAUAUGAGAGUUGGUACAAGGCGGGAGCGGCCGCCCGCCGGCGGUCCAUCCUGGAUGGAGCAUGCAAGAAAUGAAGAAGAGACGGGAGUAUGUGCGGGCUCUGCGGGUUUGCGAGGUGAGGGAGGGGGUUGUGGAUGUUCUGGAGGAGGAGGGUGAGAAGAAUGCGGAGGAGGACAAGGAGGAGUGGUCGAGUUGGAGUGAGUUUCUGGACGGGAUAGAAAGCGCGGAUGGGUCGGGUUGAAAAUGAGCCAAGAGGAGUGAUACGUCGGCGAAGGAAAAGGAAUAUUUCGACGACAAAGGGGUUGGGAUCUUCGGAGGGAGCUUUCGGACGUCUAUGGGGCUUCAAAAAGUUCUGAGGGCAUUAUGUACCAGUCUUCCGCCAAUAGUACGGUAGCAUGGAACACUUCUUGAU
This is a messenger RNA of Trematosphaeria pertusa, 1810 nucleotides long. RefSeq lists its product as uncharacterized. The transcript has 2 exons. Bases 255 to 1472 code for a protein of 405 amino acids. NCBI's taxonomy places the organism in Eukaryota, Fungi, Ascomycota, Dothideomycetes, Pleosporales, Trematosphaeriaceae. The record is from RefSeq and is a predicted model, not a curated record.